AAUAUGUCUGCGACCUACACUGUUAGGCUAAGAUGAAUUCUAAGCGACACCAAAAUGACAGCAACAACUCAGAGGAAAGAAAGAAGAAAAAGAAAAGAGAGGAGACAGCAGAACUUUCCUCCGUUAUUGACAACGAGGAAGUGAAGAAGGCGGUGAAGGAAGCUUGGGCACAGCGAGCACAGUACAGCCAUGGCGGGCUGGAGCUGACCUGCGAGCCUUUCCCUCACUGCACCAUACGCAACUUCCUUCAAAGCGAGGCCUUCACAGAGAACCUGCAUAGAGAACUACUAGACCUCAAUUUUCACGAGAAGUCCAACGACCUGUACAAAUUCAGACAGUCAGAUGACCUGAAAAAGAGAAAAGAGCCUCACAUCACUGGCCUCAGGGCAGCACUAUUUGGACGGUUCCGAGCCUGGCUUGGAGAGGUGUUGGAGGUGGAGCUGGAGACGACAGUGGAUAUCUCUUGUGCCAAGUACCAGUAUACAGAUGUUCUACUGUGUCAUGAUGAUGAGUUGGAGGGCAGACGUGUGGCCUUUAUCCUGUACCUGGUGCCCCCCUGGGAGAGCAGUGAUGGAGGCACGCUGGAUCUGUACAGCACUGAUAGUAUGUUUCAGCCCCAGAGUAUAGUGAAGUCUCUGGUGCCUUGCUGGAACACUCUAGUUCUGUUUGAGGUUUCGCCCGUCUCCUUCCACCAGGUUUCAGAGGUGUUGUCGGAGGAUAAGUGUCGCCUGUCUCUGAGUGGCUGGUUCCAUGGCCCAUCUCUGGAGCGCCCACCUCGUUACAUGGAGCCACCAAUCCCCAGGAGCCCCCAUCUCCCCAGAGAUGAGACUCUUUUGCUGGAGUGGUUGAACCCUCUCUAUCUAGACUGUGUUUAUCAGUCUCAAGUUCAGGAAGAAUUUGAGGACAGCUCAGAGAUCCAGCUCAAAAACUUCCUCAAGGAGGAGAAGUUUAGGGAGGUGAGUGAAGCAUUACAGUUGGCCCAGGUCCAGUGGAGCAAGCGGGGUCCACCCAAUAAAAGGUGCUAUGAAGUGGCCUUGUUAGACUCCCUGCCUCUGUGUGUGAGUGAAUGCUGGGAGCUCUUCUGCUCUGAGGCCUUCUUCCUACUGCUGUCCAACUUCACUGGCCUGAGACUGCACUACCUGAACCCCAGUGAUGAAGACAGUGAGGAGGAGAAGGAGGAGGAAGAGGAGGAGGAGGAGGAGAACCAAGAAGAUGAGGCGGCCAUAAGGAAUAGAGGUGCCACAGGCUCAUCUGGAGAUAGACCAACAGCAGACGAGAAUAUAAAAGUCAAAGUGCAGAGCGUGCCUGUGUGUUCUGGGGAGCUGCGUCGCUGGUCUCAUGGAGACUUCACUCUACUGAACGAUGCUGAUGCUGCAUCAGCAGAAUACGCACUGGACCUGCUGCUGCCUCUGGGAUGUUCAGACUGGCAGGCCCAGUGUGGAGGCUUUACCUCCUAUGUGGCCAACGAGGAGGAUGAGGAGCUCCUGACAGUGUAUCCAGAAGACAACUCCCUGGCGCUCGUCUACAGAGACAAGGAAACACUCAAAUUUGUCAAACAUAUUAAUGAGAGCAGCUCCAGCCGGCUAGCUGCCCAUGAAAGCUCAAAAGGCUUCUACGACUUUGCCUUUGUCUAUUAUGAAUGAGUAUGUCUCAAGUAUUGUUUCUAAUAAAUCAGUGUGUAAACGGUCA
Messenger RNA from Osmerus eperlanus (European smelt), 1689 nucleotides. RefSeq names its product 2-oxoglutarate and iron-dependent oxygenase domain containing 1 (gene ogfod1). Gene Ontology annotation, cellular component: cytoplasm. Gene Ontology annotation, biological process: regulation of translational termination; peptidyl-proline hydroxylation. NCBI's taxonomy places the organism in Eukaryota, Metazoa, Chordata, Actinopteri, Osmeriformes, Osmeridae. Gene Ontology annotation, molecular function: iron ion binding; L-ascorbic acid binding; peptidyl-proline dioxygenase activity. The transcript has 13 exons. Bases 33 to 1643 code for a protein of 536 amino acids. The record is from RefSeq and is a predicted model, not a curated record.